UGCCAGUGCUGGUCGCAAGAAUCCCGGGAUGGCGGUCCGACUUUUCUUGAUCGAGACGUGACGAGGAGGAAGAAGACGAAGCACCAGCGACAGGCGCAGGUCUCAUGCCAAUGGUCUCAUUGGGUCCCCCAUUUUGUUUUGUCUCUGGCGUUUGGACUCACAUCUUAUUGCAGGGGCCGUCCUGUCCAGGCAAAAUGUGAUGAGUAGGAAUGUCUGGAGCAGAGCAAGGGACAAGUUCUGGGUGUUCUUGUAAUUGAAUCUACGACAGGAUCCUGCAACCCGUUAGUAGAAAGACGCUGUCCUUCGUAGCGAGGCCAUAGCAACAAGGUUCUUGGCUACAGGCCUGUGCGCACCUGAGGCCCUGAAUUAGCGGCCAAAUGGCACUACAGGUGCAAGUCUUGAACGACGUAUCCCCAAAGGAAGUUGCCAUGCUUGUCCAACAAGAACUCACAGCCACAGUGCUUGAUUCAACCUCGAGCAUUGAAGUUCACAUGAUGCAAAUUUUGGUUUAGACUACUUUUUUGCCCCCACUCACUAGGGCCACAAAAUCUUACUUGGGUGUAUUGAUUCAACACUCCAACAAGAGCAGGCACGGUAGUUCUCGAAAGAGUCUGGGGCAAGCAGCACAGAUAGAGACGCGCUGGCUGCCAGACGAGGCCCCCAGAUGGACCCCGGCCCUGCCCAAGAGGCAAUGGACGCAGCCGAAACCGGCCACCGCAGCUCUCCUCGGCAUUGGCCCCCCGCAAAUAGCCUCUCCUCUGCAUUCCUUUCGGGGUGGCGGCAGGGCCAGGCCCCUGUCUCCAACAUGCUCUUCCGCUGGAUGCAUACAAGAACCAUGCCAACUCAAGAAGAGAGCAGAGCCGGCCAUGACCAAGCGGGGGCUGGGACGUCUCAAGGCCUGGCGGAAGGGGAUGUGGCCAUUGAGAUUGGGGAGCGUGAGGUGGACGCGCAAACGACUCCCGUGAGCGCGGUUCGGCAGAGCGAGACACCGACGCACGGUGCACCGCACGCAGCGUCGAGUCCCCUGCUGACGCCGCAGAGGCUGGGACGGUUGAACAGCUCGGGGAGUGUCGUUGAGCUGUCGCAACCGGCCAGUGCGCGGAGCAGCAGAGCGGAUGAUAGGGAUGGGGGGGAGAGCAUGGGGGGCGGGGGGGCGGGGAGAGACGCGGGGCCGGCGAGGUAUGAUCUGCAGCAGGCGGCGCGAUGGUUGGAGCAGGCGCUGCCCUUCAUUCUGCUGCUCAUCAUGGUGUUUAUUCGUGAGCAUAUGCAAGGUUUCUUGAUGGUUGUUUGGAUCACUGGCUUGAUGAUGAAGGCGAAUGAGAUUAUCCGGAGAGAGACGGCUUUGAAGACUGAGAAGCGCAGCCUGCUUCUGCUGGGCCUGGCGGCGGUGCUUGCGCUGCACAUUGCGGCGGUGUACUGGUGGUACCGCAAUGACGAGCUGUGGCGGCCGCUCGCGCUGCUGCCGCUGCUCAAGAUCCCGGGGUUCUGGCAAGCGGCCUGGAUCAUCGUGGUCAACGACACUCUGGUGCGAUACUUCGCGAUGAUCAUCAAGGCGUGCCUGCUGGCCGGCCAAAAGCACGCCAGGGGGCGGCCGUUCCGAAAACAGGCCCAACUUUUGACCUUGGUGGAGUACACUUCGCUCCUGUACCGAGCGCUCAUCCCCGCCCCUGUAUGGUACCGGUUCUUCUUGAACGAGACGUACGGCCACCUGUUCUCGAGCCUUACCACGGGCCUGUACCUCACCUUCAAGCUCACGGCGACUUUCGACAAGGUGUGCUCGUUCAUUUCGGCUGCGCGGACCGUCGCCCGGAGAGAGGUGCAGUACGGCCAGGUGGCAACUUCUGAAGAGGUGCUGGCGGCAGGGGACCUGUGCGCCAUCUGCCAGGAGAAGAUGCAGUCGCCCAUCUCGCUCCGGUGUCACCACGUGUUUUGCGAAGACUGCGUGGCAGAGUGGUUUGAGCGCGAGCGCACGUGCCCACUUUGCCGAGCAGUCGUCAAGUCAGCUGGCUUGCGCUCCUUCGGAGAUGGUACAACCACGCUUUUGGCCCAGCUGUUCUGAAAUUCGGCGAGUUUUGCUGGGAAUGAGCUAAAAAGAGUCUGGAGGAGUGUUGACCGCAUGUCUGCCAAGAAACAAGGACUUGGCUUUUUAUUGGCGAACGUUCCUUAAACAGGGUUGGCUCUUGGAGCAGCUGGCUCCAAGGUCCUACCGUUGCUUUCUUGCAUGCAGUACCUAGUUCCUCCACUGCGCCAACUGGUCCACCAGUAUCAUGCGCAACGUUUUGAGAACGAUCGAAGUCACUCUAUCAGGACGGUCGACCUGUUGCUGAGUUGAACAUGUGGUGCUGCAAUGUAGGUGUUUGAACGGCUAAUGAUAGUCAUGCAGCGAGACAGCCCUUGGCGCGGAUGACUGGCUAGGCACUUAACCACAUGCAUAGGCUGGUGGCUAGCGUUCAUGUGGCCGGCGGUA
Klebsormidium nitens is the source of this 2467-nucleotide messenger RNA. The record is from the annotation of a GenBank genome assembly. Lineage: Eukaryota; Viridiplantae; Streptophyta; Klebsormidiophyceae; Klebsormidiales; Klebsormidiaceae.